UAUAAAUCAGUCGUGAUAUGUAAACUUCGAUCAACAAUCCAAGAGAACGUAUUCGCUGAUGAAUAAAUAAAUCCAACCUAUUAUAGCUGAACAUCAAACAUUUGCAUAAUCAUUAAUUUGUAUAUAACACGCAGAAUUUAACUCAUGAUGACAAAUUUUCAUCUGAUGACGAUGAAGCACCUCCGUCGAGGAAAAAGUAUAGAUCCUGGACAAAAUGUAACAACGGAUUCCUAGGGAGAUUUUUAAUUUUUAUGGAUCCACUCUGAUUAUGGCCAAAAAGGACCGCGGUCCCCCUACGGAACGCACCGCUGUGCAGGAUACCAAAGGAAUCUUUCCGCGGUUGAGCCAUACGCUAAAACUGUCGCCGUACUCUUUGGCCGGGUACACUUUGCAAAGUUAUGCGGUAGUUUUUUCUCCGUGCCUAGUUUAUUUCCUAAACUAUAGUAUACUCACGAUGUCUACGACCAUAGAUGACAAAGUUGUUGCAGGUGCUAGCAGCUCUUCUGAUCUAAAGAAAGAUCCUAUUAUUGCCUUGACCGAACAAGUUCGAUUGUUAUAUGAUUAUCGUGAUCACUAUUUUGAUAAUUAUCCGAUUAGUAAUGCAAUUAAUAAGAGUAGUGAUCUCGAAAAAGAAAUGAAAAAAACCAUUUCAAAAUUCGAUGAGUGUAAAGGAUAUGAAAUUGAAGGACAACGCGCCAACUAUUAUUAUUUGAAAGGAAGAGCAUUAAAUGUAGUUGACCGAUUUGUUCCCCAAGCUGAGGAACUUUUGAGUAAAGCUGUCAAACUUGAGCCGAAAUUAAUCGAUGCCUGGAAUGAGCUAGGGGAAUGUUACUGGAAAAAUGAUGACAUAGAACAAGCAAAAAAUUGUUUUGUUGGAGCUUUACCCCAUGGAAGAAAUAAAACGUCUCUAAGGAACCUAUCAAUGGUUUUAAGACAAGAACUAGUUAAUACGCACAAGCAGAAAAUUGACAAUGUAAUGCAAGGAGUUGAAUAUGCCAAAGAGGCUGUUUCGAUGGAUACCACCGAUGGUACAUCGUGGACAAUUUUAGGUAAUGCUUAUCUGUCUUCAUUUUUUACAGUUGCACGAAAUCCCGCCACACUGAAACUUUGCAUGUGUGCAUAUGCACAAGCCGAAAAAGAUGUUGUAGCCAAAAAUAAACCUGAUUUAUAUUUCAGCAAAGCAACAGUUUUUAAAUAUCAAGAAGAAUAUCAGUUAGCUCUAGAAGCAUUAGAUCGUGCAAUGCUAUUGGAUCCCACUUGGCAAUCCCCUCGAAAUAAGUUCGAAGAUUUACUGAAAUAUCUAAAAGACAUGCAGAAAUCAAUACAUUGUAAAGGAAGAUUAAAACCUAAGAGAUUGCAUCAAAUGGUUCAAGCACUUGAUGAAAAACAUAUAGGCUCUUAUAAAAAUACAUCAUUUGAAAAGAAUAAAGAAGUACAGCUCCAGCUGGUAGAACUCAGAAGCUUGACAAUUGGUUCAAAUGUUGGAAAAGUGGUAUUCGGUAAAGUGAUUUGUUGGAUUCAGAAUGCUGAUUCAGUGCCAUUUGCAUUUUGUCUGGUAGACAAAGAAAAGACAACUUUGGCAGUGACUGUUUACAACUUGGCUGAAGGCCGUGGUUUAAUUCUUGGUGACACAGUAGCCAUUCCAGAACCUUUUUUGUCUUAUAAUAAAUUUUCUUAUUGUGGUAACGACAUUGACUUUAAAUCUAUACGCGUUGAGACACCUGUGGUAUUAGUUGUGAACGGUAGAAAUUUGGGUAAAGAACAACAAGCAAGUGCUAACCUUUCAAGCUAUAGAAAAACAGACUAAUCUGCUAAAUUCUAGUGGCUAAAAAUUAAUUUGAAAAGAUAAAAAUAUUUUAUAAUAAAAAAAAAUAUAUUUUGUUGUUAUAAUGAGGCUUCAAUUGUGAUCCAUCUAAAGUAUGGACUUGAAAGAAAGCAAGAACAAUUAUUUAAAUA
This is a messenger RNA of Aphidius gifuensis, 1956 nucleotides long. Its product is annotated as tetratricopeptide repeat protein 5-like. NCBI's taxonomy places the organism in Eukaryota, Metazoa, Arthropoda, Insecta, Hymenoptera, Braconidae. The record is from RefSeq and is a predicted model, not a curated record. The transcript has 11 exons. Gene Ontology annotation, molecular function: protein binding. The coding region runs from base 269 to 1807 and encodes 512 amino acids.